This is a messenger RNA of Hirsutella rhossiliensis, 840 nucleotides long. RefSeq names its product lysine amidinotransferase. Gene Ontology annotation, molecular function: amidinotransferase activity. The transcript has a single exon. Gene Ontology annotation, cellular component: mitochondrion. The record is from RefSeq and is a predicted model, not a curated record. Bases 1 to 840 code for a protein of 279 amino acids. Lineage: Eukaryota; Fungi; Ascomycota; Sordariomycetes; Hypocreales; Ophiocordycipitaceae.
AUGCCUCUGCUGUCGGCCGAAGAUGAGUGGUCACCGCUCAAAGCCGUCAUUGUUGGUCGCGCAGAGGGGUCUGCAUUUCCGUCCGAGCCUUCCCGGAUGAUGAAGGCGACAAUGCCGGUGGAACAUCUGGCCAAUUUCAGGCAGUCCAAUCCGUUUCCUGCAGAUAUCAUUGCCAAAGCCCAGGAAGAGCUCGACCACUUAGCCGCAAUACUGCAGGCACUCGGCAUCCGUGUCUACCGUCCCAAGGAGAUCAACUGGCUAAAGGUCGGUGGUUAUACGGGAGCCAUGCCACGGGAUGGGCUGAUGACGGUCGGCCACACCAUUAUCGAAGCACCUUUCGCAUGGAAGUGCCGCCGCCACGAAAUUCAACUUGCGUAUGCAGACAUCCUAGACGAGCUGAUCAGCAGUGGCUCAUUCAGAGUCUGUCGCGCGCCUUUGAUCGUAGGGGAGGACACUCUCUACGACCAUGUUGUCGACUCAACAGCUACUAGCAAUGGCGGUACCAAGAACAAGCAAUGGGCCAUCAACAAUUCGCGGCCGGCGUUUGAUGCAGCAGAUUUUAUGCGCUUUGGGAAAACAAUUAUUGGACAAUUAAGCCAUGUCACCAAUCUUAAAGGUGUGCAGUAUCUGCAAGCUCUGGUCUCCAACAGCUACUGCGUGGAAAUUCUUGCCACGACCGACGAGCACGCGAUGCACAUUGAUGCUACUAUCCUGCCACUUCGUAAGGGGCUUUUAGUGUAUAACCCAGAACGCGUGACGGAGAUUACGGGCGACUGUAGGCCAGACUGUCUCAAAACGCAUUUGGGAAGAAAAUUUGUCAUUACGUAUACCCUACUGUGA